ACGUUCACGGACUUCCAGUGGAUGCCCGUUUCCUCGACCGGACGAUUGUCGAAACCGCAUUGCAACGUGCUUAUGCCACAACUACGGGACUACUUGCACUCUGCAGUACCAACUCCGUUGAUGGACGCCGGAGUAGCGGUUGUCGACCUUCACGUUUUUAUCGCGAAGAUCAACCGCGAGUUCAAGACGCAACGGUACGACGACAUCGACGCACCAUUGCUAUACAUACGCAUUCAGAUCGGAGAGGCGACCUGCAGUGCCUUGAUCGAUUGCGGAGCAUCUCGCAACUACAUCAGCCAGGACUUCAUGAAAGAUUGGGUUGACCGCCUCCCCGACAUCGAGUUCGCCUACAACACUUCGGUGCAUCCGGCAAUCGGCGUGACUCCAUUCGAGUUCCACCACGGUGGACGGAAAGGCCGGAUCUUCGCCGACCUUCUCCUCCCUCGACCAGCCGACAUUGACGCUGUCUGCUCUCCCUCUUCCGUCCGGAAGUACAGGGAAUUGCUGACUCAAGCCCGCGCAAAUAUGCAAAAGGCUCAAGUCCGCAUGCAGCAGCAAGCCAACAGGCAUCGCGUACCAUGUCCCAUCCGCGCCGGUGAUCUGGUUUGGGUCUCCGCGGAAGAGUUUGCACUGGAACAGGAUGUUUCACGCAAACUGCUUCCCAAGUGGUUUGGACCUUGGUCUGUGACAGCAGCCACGGGCGAUGAGCCCAAUGGCCCUCCAUUUGUGAUCAACAUUCCAGAGCAUCUGACGGUCCAUCCGAUCUUCCACGCCUCGAAAGCCAAGAGCGACGACUUUCCGGACCGACGGUCGCAGGACCCUCCUAUGGAUGGCCAUCAGGAAGUUGACCGCGUCAUCUCCGAUCACAAGUACGGCAGCAAGCCGCGGUAGUAUAAAGUCACAUUCAAAGCAUGCGAUCGCGRCGACACUCGGUGGAUAUCAGGCGCAGAUUUGAAAGC
Chara braunii is the source of this 959-nucleotide messenger RNA. Lineage: Eukaryota; Viridiplantae; Streptophyta; Charophyceae; Charales; Characeae. The record is from the annotation of a GenBank genome assembly.